CACUGUCCUACCGGGCUGGUUCCCGCCCCGCGUGGUGACCGACAACGAAGCUGCCCAAUGGAAGAGGAGCACAAAAAUAAAAGGACAGCUCAGCCAUCCACUCGGAAACGGAAGAAGGAGGGCCCAAUUUCCUCUGUCACCCUAGCCCCGAGCUGAGCUGCAAGGCUCACCAGCAGCUGGAGCCCUGGAUGGAAGGUGUCCUGGAGCAUGGAAGGUGUCCUGGAGCAUGGAAGGUGUCCUGGAGCACGACAGCACUGGCAGUUGGAUGUAUCUCCAUUCACAAGCAGUUCUUGGGUUCAGUCCAUGUCUGCUGUGGUAAACUGGGGCUCCUGACGUGCCACAGAUAAGGAACUGUCCCUUGCCAACGCCUCCUGGGCUUUUUAUCUCCCUUUGGGUUUUUAUUCCUGCCACCCCCCCCAAAACCUCCUUUGCUAUUGGUUUGAGGUUACUGGAACAUUUUUAUAGGAAAAAGAACACAUUGAUGUGUUUGUGCCUGAUGUAGUCGAGUGCACGAUGUCUUCCAGCUACCUCAACUUCCGACACAGCGUUCCCUGGCUCAUCCUCCUGCUGGAAGUUCUUUUCCUCACCCGCUCUUACUUUCUCGUCUUAGAACAUGAUGGUCUGUACUGGCUGUACAGCUCCUACCCAGACUUUCAAGAUGUCAACCACAUGGUGAUUUUUGGAUUUGGCUUUUUCCUGAUGGUUCUGAGAAGAUAUGGGUUUAGCAGCACUGGAUUCAACCUCCUGAUCAUUGUACUUGGUGUCCAAUGCUCUGUGUUGGUAGAAGAUUUAUUAGUUUCCUUUUCUCUAGAGGAAAAGGAAGGUAUUCUGAAAAGUAUAGCAAAGGCUUUUAUAAGUAUGACAGCUGUGAUUAUCUCCACUGGAGCUGUUCUUGGGAAGACUAAUCUUGUGCAGUUAAUUGUGAUGACACUUGUGGAAUUAACAGUUUUCUACGUGAGCAGAUGGAUCAACAGGAGAUACCUGAAGGUUGGAGAUCAUCUCAGCCUGAUGCAUGUGCACCUGUUUGGAGCCUACUUUGGGCUGGCAGUCACCUCCUGUUUCCCUGAGCCCUCCCCAAGGCUGGACAAGAACAGGAGCACCCCAAAGUCAGACUUGUUCUCCAUGUUGGGCUGUGUCUUUCUCUGGGUGUUCUGGCCAAGCUUCAAUUCUCUGCUCAUCCAGUCCAGGAUGAAAGCCCUCCUCAACACCUACCUCGCCCUUGCAGUGAGUGCUGUAACUGCCUUCCUGUUGUCUGCUCUGACCUCAAAGGAUGGGAAAUUCAGAAUGACUCACAUCCACAGUGCAGCACUGGCUGGUGGGGUCACCCUUAGUUUUACAGCAGAGACCAUCAGUCAUCCUUGGAUUGCCAUGAUUUUGGGUCUGCUUGGCAGUGCCAUCACCAUAUUAGGAUCUCACUGUUUACAGAGAUGCUUUAAUCCUCCUCUCAAAAUUCAUGAUACUUCUGGAGUUCAUUUCACCUUUGGCUUGCCUGCUGUGCUUGGAGGUCUUGCCCAAGUUGUUCUCUUAGUCAUAAGAGAAUGGACUAAUUCAUCGAGUCUGGGUUAUUUGGUCCUUCUUCACGUUGGUGCCCUCUGCCAGACCAUCAGCCUUGCCUUGAUAACAGGUUUUAUCACAGGUUUUAUCUUGAACACCAGACUGCUUAAGAUCAUCCCUGUAUCAAAGUACUUCGAAGACCAGUUUUACUGGGAGUUUCCCCAUUUGGCUGUUGAAUUUUGAGUGGAAGAUCCCAGCUGACCAAGAUAAGAUUUUUCCUCUUUGUCACUAGAGAAAAUGAGUAGCUAUGAUGGGUUGAAAGAGCACUGAAAUACCAGUUCCCAGGCCCACAAAAGCCAUCCCCAUGGAAACACAAAAAAUUAGUAUUAAACUAGUUAUUCUCCAAAGAUACUGAGUGUAAAUUCACAGAUGCAAACUUGCAUUUAGCUUUUCUGCUUUGUUGGUCUUACCUUAAAUAAGAUAUGUACAAAAAGGUUGACUGCAUUCAUGGCUGUAAUGGCUUAUCAAUCCAAAUGCUUGGAAACUUUAAACUAUUUUUAGCUCCCAAUUUUAAAAGCCAAAAUUAUGUAUUUCAAAGUGUAAUUUUUCAAGGAGCACUUUUUAUCUAGAAAAGUACUCAACUACAUGUUUUUAAGCUAAAUUGAUUCUGUUGAAGGCCUUGUUAAGGAAGGAUUUGAUGGGUGAGCUGGAUCUGGGCCAAACUCUGCAUCCUGCCAGACUGAACUCCUUGAGUUCUCUGACUGCUUAAAGACAAAUCUGUCAUUACUUGGCUCGGGCUAUUUGGAAGUUCAGAUGGCAAGAGGUUCAAUUGUUCUUCCUGUGCAUGGUGCCCCUGAAAUCAAUUUGGUAUUUGCUGCCAAAUCUAAAAUAAGAGCAGAGCUCAGGUCAGUGUCUGGGUAGGGACAGCCUGUACCACCACAGGGUCAGCUGCCACCUGAGGGGACUGAGGGAAUAAUCCUCAGAGCUGCCUGAAACCAAUGCCAAGACCCAAUUUUGGAAGUGGCUUAUUCCAAGACAGGCAGGGGACUCUGGGGCCUAAUCACACAGAGGAUUCUCUGCAAGUGUACCCUUGUUUGUAAGUGGAUUGUGAUCCUCGGCAUUUGUUCUUUGUCUCAAAAAUAGCUGACACAGAAAAAAACUCUUUCCAAAAUGCUUACCUAAUAAAGAAGUGAAAAUGUGAUUGUUUUUUUUUAUUCAGCACACUUGUUAAAAAUGAAUGAGGAAACCCAUGACAUUGAGGACCAGGCUGUUCUUUGAUGCUCACUGACCUCAUUCAUUCUUUAGGUGUUGAGCAAAGCAGGUCACUACAGUUACAGAAAUGAAACAGGUUCCAAGUAAUGAAAAAAUUGCUUGCAGAGGAAGGGCCAGUUUUCUUUGUUUCUAGGUCACAAAGGAGCCAGUGAUCUGCUGAGUUAAUGAGCUGCUUCCA
Manacus vitellinus (golden-collared manakin) is the source of this 2944-nucleotide messenger RNA. Its product is annotated as RH-like protein. Bases 514 to 1737 code for a protein of 407 amino acids. Gene Ontology annotation, molecular function: ammonium channel activity. Gene Ontology annotation, cellular component: plasma membrane. Gene Ontology annotation, biological process: ammonium transmembrane transport; ammonium homeostasis. The transcript has 11 exons. Lineage: Eukaryota; Metazoa; Chordata; Aves; Passeriformes; Pipridae. The record is from RefSeq and is a predicted model, not a curated record.